AUGCUUAGCCAAACGGCUGACCUAGUACAUAACCAAGUGGCUUACCUAGUACACUACCAAGAGGCUAACCUAGCACCUAUCCUAAGAUGUAACCUACUCGCUGCUUUGUCAUCUCCCUUCUCCGUUUGUCGCCUUGCCUGGAUUGAGGCUGCGGACGCCGCCGUUAAGGUGGCUAAGGAGAAGGCGGAAGAUGUGCACAGGAGGUUGGAUCAUAGUGAUAAAAACAACACGACGAUUGACCAAGGAGUUAAGCAAAUUAAUGAGGCUAAAGGAAAAGUUAGUCAAGUUGAUGGUCAGUUGAAAAGUAUUCACACCGAUUUAGGUAACUGGAAAGAUGCGGCGCACAGUGUCCUUGGCACAGCGGUUAUGAAGGCUGGAGAGGUUCACAAAGCGUUGGAUCCUAAUACUGGGACAGCGCAGUUGAAGCAACAAAUUGACAAGAUUGACAUCUCUAACUUAGCGAUUAAAAAAGCAAAUGAGGACCUUAAAACACAAGUUGAGAGUCUGCAUUCUUGGAUUGGCACCGCGGAGGACAUCCGCAGUAAAGCUGAGCAAAAGGCCAAGGAAGCCUAUGACAAGUUGGACGUCCACGCUGAAUUAAGUAGGAAUAUUCAGAAAAUUGUGGAUGCCAAUGAGCGAAUUAAGAAUGUCAAUAAUAGUCUGAAUGGUCUUCAUGGCAAUUUGGAAAUGUGGAAUAAGCAGGCCAGUAAAGUGCUUGACGGGGCGAUUAAAAAUGCGGAACAUGUUCAUGAUGCGUUGAAGGAAGAUAAUAGUAAGCCGGAAUCCAUUGGUCAAAAUGUGAAAAACAUUGAAACUGCUAAAGGACAAAUUGAGCAAGCCAAUAAAGCUCUUGCCACUGAAGUUGCCAAUUUAGGUAACUGGAGGGAUGCCGCCAAGGAAGUUAUUACCAAGGCGGAUGGGAAGUGUGAGGAGAUACUUAAGAAAGUUAUUCCAUCAGGUGGAAUUUAUGAACUUGCUCAAACUUUACAAAGCAAAGGUACAACACUUUUUAAUGCUGCGACUGCGGCCAAGCAGGAAGUUGGCAAGAAAGUCGGCGAGGCCUUGGAGGCUGUUGUGAAAAUGGACGGUGAUCUCAAGAGGGAUUUGAAGCAAGUGAAAGAUGAGAUUAAGGGAGGAAUACGGAGGGUUAUUAGGGACUUGGAAGUUGAGACUUUGGAUGAUUUGGUGAAGAAUGAUUUGACGGUGUUGAGGGAGAGGAUUAAGGGGCUUAAUCAGCAGGUUGCUGGCAGUACCUCCGGUAGUGGUCUUGUAAGUGGCCAGUUGAAGAUGAUUGAAGAUGCGAAAACGCAAUUGAAUCAAAAUCAUGUUACCAAAGUUACGUCGGCGGCGAGUGAUCUUGACACUAAGUUUGGUACGCAUAUCCAAAGGCCGCUUAACGGUAAAGUCCAAGCAGUUUACAAGGCGAUUGGGACGCUUGGCGGGACGUUUAAAGAUACUGGUGAUCUGAAGACUUUUGAUAAGAUUUUCGAGCAUAUUAAAAAGCAGGUUGGGGAGAUUAAGGGGAGUGAAAGAGACCAAAAAGGUCUGGAUGGAAUUGUUGCGAAAGUGAAGGCGCUUGCUCAGGCGUUCGUUAACUCUCGCGGGAAUGGUUUUAAGGCUAGAGUAGAGGGGUGGCUAGAAGGUGUAAUAGGGAAUGGGAAGGGGCCAAGGGAAACUGGAUAUAAGGCUGGGUUAGCAGCCGUGAACUCUUGGCUUGAGCCGUAUCAGAAGGCGGCUAAUGGGGGCGGGCAUGGUGAACAAGCGUUGAAAGAUCAAGUUAUAAAUAACAUUAAGAGUGCGCUUGGAGGCCCAAUUGGUGCAGCGCAAGGGAAGAUUGGUGCAGUGAAAGAGGGCAUUAAAGAAAAUCUCACUGCUAUCGUAAGCGCUUGCGAGGAGUUUGUCAGUAAACUUGAUGAGAAAAUCACGAAAACGGAAAUAGAGAGAUUUGCUCCUGCGAUAGCCGGGCAGAUUCAGAGUUGGGCAUCGCGGCAGGGUCUUCAGAAUUUUAAUAGAGACGCUAAUCUCACCACCGCCGUAAAAUACAUCCUGGUCGCGCUCUGCGCUUCUGUGAGGCAGGUUGGCAUUGAGCUCAAAUCAUUAGGCAUCGACAAGUUUGGCGAAAUUUUGGACGAAAUAAAGCCGACUGUAGAUGAUCUCGACAAGCAGCUGAAAGAGGCGACAAACAAUUCCAACUCCAAAGGCCAAAAUGAAAGCCCCGCCCAUGCUGUGGACAGUAAGUUGGAGGCGGUGAGGAAUAUGGUAGAGAAAGACAAACUUAUUACCACGUUUAAAAGUGAAGUCAAGAAGGACCUUCAAGCAGCAGUCGGCGGACUUCCCAACGCCGUCGAAGAGUUCGACAAGCAAGCUCAAGACCAGAUCAAGGCUGCGGCCAAGACGGCGAUCACAGCGGCGGCUGAGCAGAUUAGUAACGGUAGUACAAUUGAGCUUGGUGGUGCAGAAAAGCUCAUGGACAAUUUCCACCAAGCGCACAAUAGGAUCAAAGCGGAUCUCGAAUCACAAGUUAAAAAGGAGGUUGAUACGCACAUUGGGGCGGAUGAUUCGACGGGUGGUCAAGGUGGUACAAUUACUGAGCUUGCUGGUGGAAGCUUCACGGAAUAUAGUGGACACGUAAACCAAGAAAGCGUUAAGAGCUUUGACACGAGUAAACCAGAUGAGUUAAAAGGCAAACUGCCCAGUGCGAUCACGGCGGUUAAAAGUGACGGACUGAAGACGCUUGGAAUCAUCGGUCCACAGUACAGUGGCGCUGAUAAAAUUACAGAUGGCACUUUCAAAACGCCGUUCCAAGAAAUCGAAAAGGAGCUCCAAGCCAUCGCGUGGUUCGUGGAUAACAAUAAUAAGUGGCCAGAUGGGCAGCAGAAACCACAACCAGAGGACCCACUUGGCAUCAAGCAGCACCUAAAGAAAUUGCAAGAUGCUCUUGACAAGAACGGAUUGGAUGGCGCAGCAGAAAAAGGCCUCGAGGCGAUCAAAACGGCGAUUGGAAGAUUGCAAUCCGGUGAGUUCACUACUCAACCCGCUGCAAUCGACCAAGCCGUCGAGCAAAUUAAGGCGGAGCUUGAUAUGCUUACAAUUACUUUGAAGAAUGGCAAUAAAAGUGGGACGAAUGGCGUAAUUGACAACUUAACGACGUUGAAAGAUAAUGGCCUUGAAGAUGGUGGAAAGUGGACAGCUGAGGGUCAAACUGCCAUGGGGCUUAGCAAAAUCCGAAAUGAGCUCAAAACUCACAAUAAUUUAUUGCUUCCCGAAACCGGAAACAUUGAUAAAGCGGUGAAUGAAAUUAGGUGGCAACUCAGGGUUCUAGGAUUUAAGUUGCAAGAUGAUCGCGGCCAUGAUGACAUCAUUGACAGUUUGGAGUGGUUGAAAAAGAAGAUAGGCCAAGGCAAACCAAGGGAUGGAAAUCUCCAAUACAUUUAUAACCAGAUUGCUUGGCUACAAAAUUGGGGAUUUCCUACCCAAUCAACGACCAUCCAUCAAGCCAACUCAGCGAUUAAACGAGAACUCACUACCCUUCAAAAAGAGUUGCUCGGCGCCAAGGACAACGAUGUCAUUACCACUUUGCAGGAUUUGCAGAGCAAGGGGCUGAGUGACAAUUGGCAUAAACCUCCGACUAAAAAAGGCCUCGCAAAAAUUGAGAGUGAGCUUAAACGUCAACAACUUGAAUUGACCAAACAGCCAGGAGAUAUCGGCGGCGGCGUCCGGAAAAUUACCGGGGAGCUUGACGAUCUCAGGAAUAAUUACCUACAAAAGGAGGACAGUGAUGUAUCUAAAAAAGGCGUGAUUAACAAUUUGGGGGAUGUGAUUACUGCAAUUGACAAAGACGCAAAAAACAGUAACGGAAGCUUAAAUAGAAUCAAGAAAGACAUUGAAGAGCUCAAUAGGGACACAGUCCCCAAGGUCAACGAACAUCUCGGUGAACUGUGCGCCAAGAUUACGAGCGAAGCCGGCAGUGUCGACUGGCAGUUGAAGCUUUUCGAAACAGAAAAUAUUGACAAAGCACUCGAAAAAAUCAAGAGUGACAUCCACGCCCUCCGCACCGGUGACCUUCACAAGACCAUCGACAUGUGCGACAAGUUCCUCGAGAAAGCCGACGACAUAGAGAGGAACACAGUGAGGGAGCUUGAGAAAUUCGUGGACUACGAGGUGGAAGAUGCAAUCGCGGAGCUCACCAAGGAGGCGCGGCGUGACUACGUGGAGUCCGCCAGGGACGCGCUGAAACACUUCGCCUUAAAGGCGGAGAGUGAGCUGGGGGAACUGCCCGGCGAGAUAAACAGGGAUCUCUUCGUGGGCUUCAAGGGCUUCAUGAGGCAGAUGGAGGGUGAGCGCAGCGAAAACAUUAAUAGGCUAAGGAACGUGCAGAGCAGAAUGCUCCGAGCAUUGUCCUCCGCGUUCCAGAAUUUCUUCGCGCCGCUCCACGAGUAUCUCCGUAAGGAGAUUGAGAGAGUGAAGAAGGAGCGCGACGACGAAAAGAAUCCCUCACUGCCGAAGUCGGAAGAGCCCUACGCCGCCGAGUGGGACGCCGUGCACAGCGAUGUCAACGCCCUGCUCAAUUACCUCUGCGUGACGCAGGGCUUCGACGACAGGCUGCGAGGCCUGCUCCACAACCUCACCGACGCGCUCACACAGCUGAGGCCGCAGGGCUUCCAGAAGCCCUCCACUCCCACGCUGGACUCCGUGAGCAGGGGACUCAGUGCCUUCGCCGGUGAGUUCGGCGGUGCGUACAUCUCCACUUACUCGGGCGCGGAGUGCCGGGAGGCUGACGCCGACAAGUACGCCAAGGUCUUUCUCACAGUGCUGCCCACACUGCACGACGCCCUCACUCAGCUGCGGCAGCAGUGCAAGACCGGCGGCAGGUGGAGGGACAUGAAAAUUAAUUCAAACAGUAAACUCGGCACGUUCCAACGCUGCGGCCCUGUCGCAAGCUCCCCUCUGACCAGGACGGCGAGCUCCGCAACGGCGCUGACUGCAACGGCCACGACGUGUAUCUCAUGCUUCUCCAGAAAGUCGCCGGCACCCAUGACAACGAACACCUCAGGGAAUGUCUCUCAACACAACAUGACUGUAACCUCCUAG
Molecule: messenger RNA, 5091 nt
Organism: Babesia ovata
Lineage: Eukaryota; Apicomplexa; Aconoidasida; Piroplasmida; Babesiidae
Product: Extracellular matrix-binding ebh, putative
Exons: 2
Coding region: 1-5091 (1696 amino acids)
Source: RefSeq, a predicted model, not a curated record